ACAUGUAUGUGCGCAAGGCCUUCUAGCGUUUGCGCCCAAGUUCCUGGCCAGGUGCGUAGCCAAAACUCAUCAGGAGGGGAAGUGUGGAAACUUGGUUCGCGGCUUCAGUUCUUCUCACGCCGUUCGAUUUUUUCGUCGCUUUGAUUGAGUAGAACUUUGGAAAGUGUAGCCGUUCUCGGACAUUCGUGCAGGAAACUCGUGGCCCUCGAAAGACUUCUCUAUCCACCACGCCAGGAAGGAGCGCUGCGUCGCCGCCCCUCUGUUCAGUGUCCUCUGGUCCGCUGCUGCCGCGCGUGCAUUCUGCGCUUGCGCCUUCACCCAAAUGUCCACCUCGUACCAAACUGCCACUCGUCCCUGAACUCGAAGGCAGUAGAGCGACAGAAUUUUGGUGUGUGUCCGGUCAACCGAGAUAAUACGAAGGAAAGGCAGGAAGUUCAACGGCAUGUUGUGAACGGUCUUAUCAGUGGAUCAUUCCCGAUAGACUGCUCCGCAGAAGGCCGUCUCCACAUCUGGAAGGUCUUCCGCUAAUGUCCCCGCGCAUAGGUGCAGCUUAAACAGGGAGUUCAUCGUGCUCAGGCGGCGCGACUGCUCUAACUUGCUCCACUUUCGCCUCUCUCUUCUCCGUAAUCUAUCCUGUAGCCAUGAAGUCCUCUGCUGAAAUUAGGCGGACCAUGGAUGUCCCUCCUACCAUUCAUGUACCUCUCCCUCCAACGUCGUAUCCCGCUUUCGAUGCUGCGAUCUUCACAGACAUCGGUGGGCGCAAGCAUCAGGAAGAUAGGUUCACUCUCUGUCCGCAGCUCGUUCCCGGCCGAGACGACUGCGCCUUCUUCGGUGUCUUCGAUGGCACUGUUGGAGAUUUCGCCAGCGAAAAUGUGAAGGAUCUUGUUGUUCCACAGUUGAUUUCCUCGCCCGCGUGGCAGGAGGUGACUGAGAUGCUGAGAUCAGACGUACCCGCCACUGAGGUGGACGAGAAGCUCCCUCAGUUGCUUGAUCAGGCAGUCGAUGACAUGUACAAGAACGCAGACAACGAACUUGUGAAGAUGUGCGAGCAGCUUAACAAAGACUACGCGAGCAGCACCUCCGUCACGGCAGUCUUGGCCAAAGGCUUCGUGGCUGUUGGUCAUCUGGGCGACAGCCGCAUCGCUAUGGGAGUCGAGACGCCAAACGGGUUGAACUGCGAGUUCUUGACCGUUGACCACAAGCCGGAUAUGCCACAUGAGAAACUGCGCAUCAUGCGCAAUGGAGGCAGUGUUGAGUAUCUCCACAACCACAACAACAAACCGUUCAUUCGAGGUGGUGACUUCUCGUUCCGGAAGUCGCGCGGAGAGCAGCCGAUGCAGCUCCAGUACUCCCGAGCUUUCGGCGGGAAGGACCUGAAGAUGUACGGUUUGAGCAACCAACCCGACGUACGCGUUGUCCGCGUCACGCCUCAACACCGAGUGAUGAUUCUCGCGACUGAUGGCUUGUGGGACGUCAUGUCUGCGGCGCAAGCUGUAGAGAUCGCUAUGCAGGCACGACAGGAAGGAAGGAACCCAGCGCAGGCGCUGGUGGAGAUGACCCUCGCUGAGCAGCAGAGCCGCAACCAAAGUGCAGACAACAUUACUGCGAUGACAGUGUUCUUCAAGAAGACUGAUUAGAAGUUUAGACUUAGGAAGUUCUUUUUUCUCAAGCAGAGGAUCUGGUGUGGACACGCCAGUUGUCGAGUCACCCCAAGGGGCGCAGGAAUACAUGAAUGGAAUAAGUCAAGGAAUCAACGCGCAAACUGCAGCAUGACGAGAUUCUUGGUGUGUCUCGUCUUUCCGCUAGCUCAUUCUCCGUUCUCAGCCCGUCUUCAUCUUGUAUAUGUUCUCUCGGAGACGGCACAUAGGUCAGAUAUGUGACAAAACUCCUGGGACCUCCGGGCCUUACGUUUCUGCUCAUCUUCGUAUGUAUAAAGACUUCUUUACCAGUGAACAGUCUCGCGUGUGUAAGAAGGCAGACUUUUCUCCGCUAAGCCAUCAGAGAGACACUGAACAAA
Toxoplasma gondii ME49 is the source of this 2017-nucleotide messenger RNA. RefSeq names its product serine-threonine phosophatase 2C (PP2C). The record is from RefSeq and is a predicted model, not a curated record. Gene Ontology annotation, molecular function: protein serine/threonine phosphatase activity. Gene Ontology annotation, biological process: protein dephosphorylation. Lineage: Eukaryota; Apicomplexa; Conoidasida; Eucoccidiorida; Sarcocystidae. The transcript is spliced from 8 exons. Gene Ontology annotation, cellular component: cytosol; nucleus. The coding region runs from base 642 to 1637 and encodes 331 amino acids.